AUGCAAAGGUCCGACAAGUGGCAAAUGACCAAUACAAAUGAAAGUAGCUUCUCUGAAACCUACACCGACGGGAUUCAAAAGCCAGCUAUUUACAAGGAGCCUGGGCUGAGUGCCACCUAUACCUUCAAGCGCCCGCAAAGGUCCAGUUACAGGAAGCGAACUAUUCCAAGGGCCCCUAGCCUUCCGUACCUGAGUUCCCCUAGAGGGACAUCACUAGCGUGGACGCACCCGUUUCACCACCAUGUUGAAUCCCCAAAGAUCAAAUCCGGCCAAGCACACUUGUCCACCUCGAACGAUACGGUCCCCAUGGAAGCCUCCCUUUCCUCUUCUGAUUUGAGGCAACGGGAGAGGAUUACCUCCAGGCCGGGGUCCUUCGCUCACACCUAUCAAUCCCCAGAGUUUCUCACCCCGCGCCACUUUAGGUACAUUUCCCACCUAAAAGCACGUCCACCCCCCCCGCCUCUCCCGACGGAGAAGGACGACUCGCCCUUCUAUAUACCCUUGAUGCCGGCAAGCGAUUCGGAGGAGAGAGCGGCGGGGGAGGCGGAGCUCUCCCAGUCUUUCACGAGUACUGCCUACGCGAACGAGGUCCUCGCCGAGGGAGCCUCUCUCCUUUCGAUCCCCCUUCAACACGUUUUGCGUCUCAUCCGGCAGGGCUUUUCGCCCGAAGAGGACGCCCGCGAGGCCUCACGGGACCAUUUCCCCCCUCCGCAGGAACGGGAAAGCGAGGGGGAGGAAGGAGAGGGGGAGGGGCCUCACGGGGCGGAUUUAUCUACCUCGUUCAAGCUGCUCCCCAGCCCACUCGCCUCGUCCUCGCCGCGAAAGGAGAACGAGGAGAAGGAAAAAAAGAAAGCGAAGGAAUCUGAAAAGCUGCGGGGGAGCGUCUACCGUCGUCUGUUUUUUUCCCAGCGGGCCUCGGGACAACCCUGGGGCGGGGACAACGUAAGGGAAUCCUCUCUGAGAACGACCAAUCGCCGGUCGACGGCCGCUCAAUGUGGGAUCUGCGAUGGUAAAAGGGAGGAAAGAUACAAAAUGAAACCUGGCACCGCAGGGACCAUUUCCAAACGAGACCCACUCCAGUGUUUAGGCAAACAAUUGUGGCAGCGGAAAGCCUCACUUUAUGAGCUUAAACAGUCGCCAAACCGGAAAGACGGUGAAAUCAGCGGUGAGGUGGACAGCGGCGGCGAGGAUGUGGAGGAGAGACCUGCUGGCCUCAGCAUUCCUCUCGAGAGGUGGGGUUUGAAUGCCCACGACGAGGGUACAUUUGCAGCUGAGGAAACGCGCGUUGAAAAGGCCGAAAUGGUAGAUAACUCUGUGUCCAUUCCGAACUACGGGAAUAGCACUUUUUCACUGACAAUGUGCACGCAAAAGUUGUAUCCUCUCAUGGAAGGUGACCCAGACUGCACCGGGGACGAUCGCAACCGAGCUGGAGUGGUGAAUGCGGACAAUUCCAUGGAAGGAGAGAUUCAAGCACUGGAGGGGGGCGUUGAGCAGCCAAAGUUCUUUGUCGUGUCUAAUUUCUCACCAAUAAAGCAUCGGUGGCGGUUUAUCCAGGGUGCAAGGUGGUAUUUCAGCAUAUUGCAUGAUAUAAUCCGUAUAGAAGUUCAUCCAGUUUCAGAGUCAAUGGCGAAGGUUGCCUGA
Messenger RNA from Phytomonas sp. Hart1, 1641 nucleotides. The record is from the annotation of a GenBank genome assembly. Lineage: Eukaryota; Euglenozoa; Kinetoplastea; Trypanosomatida; Trypanosomatidae.